Molecule: messenger RNA, 3528 nt
Organism: Theobroma umbraticum
Lineage: Eukaryota; Viridiplantae; Streptophyta; Magnoliopsida; Malvales; Malvaceae
Source: RefSeq, a predicted model, not a curated record
AAGAGAGAGAGACCUGUGAAGUCAUUGUAUUACUCUAAAAAUAAAAUAAAGGAUUCAAACACCAAAACCCUUUUGUUAUUUUGUUUUAAAAUUGAAACCCCAAAAGAGAGAAAUUACUUCGAGGUUAAGAAGGGAGUGAUUCUCAGACUACAGUGAUGGCGGCUGCUUCACUUAAUCCCUCGUCAAACUUUCUAGCGUGAACCCAUUUCUCUUUCAGCUUUCAGGUCCAAUAGCAGUGACCCCUGAUCAUCUUAAAAAUUCCUGAUGGCAAUGGCAGUGACCCCUGAUCAUCUUAAAAAUUCCUGAUGGCUAGUGGUAUCUGUUUUUGGUUCUAAAACUGGAAACCGAAUAGAAAGUGCUUCCAAGUCUCAGUUGCUUGGCAAGUUCAACUUUUCUGUAUUAUAUGGUGAUUGCUUGCUUGUGGAAGAAGUUUGUGAUCUCUGUAUGUAUUUACUGGUUUAUAUUUAUAUGUGAAAGAUGGCACAUGGGCACAGGGACCCAUUUGAGACGGAAUGAAUGGAGAAAAAUCCAAACAUUAUUUUCAUGGAACAAUCUAGAGUUCAUAAACAAUUCAACUCUGUGGAACAUGGAAAUCGGGAACUCCCACAAGCAUCUCAGGCGAUUAUGCUAGAUCCUAUGAGCUGCUUAAAUAUGAGUAUAAGACCUCCUGAGCUAAAUGGAUCAGAAGUUAAACCUGUACUUAAUUAUUCCAUACAGACUGGUGAGGAGUUCGCUUUUGAAUUUAUGCAGGAUCGAGUAAAUCCUAGGAAGCCUUUCAUCCAAAACUCUCCGGGUGAAUCCAGUUAUGCAACAGGAUAUAUGGAUCUAAAAGGCAUUUUAGGCAUUAGUCAUACAGGGUCCGAAAGUGGGUCUGGGAUUUCAAUGCUUAACAUAGUAGAGAGAGUUCCAAAGGGGUUCGAAAAAAAAGAUUCUUUACAUGAAGACCAAAGUAAUUAUGGGUCACUUCAAUCAGUACCACAGACUUCAUUGGGAUAUGGGAAUAGUAGAGGACUUUCAGGAAUGCCACUUGGUGCCUCUUAUGGAACAUCAUCAAAGAUGAAGGUUCUCUGCAGCUUUGGUGGGAAAAUCCUUCCUCGACCAAGUGAUGGAAAGCUAAGGUAUGUUGGAGGUGAAACACGUAUAAUUCGCAUCAGAAAGGAUAUUUCAUGGCAAGAACUUGAGCAGAAGAUAUUAGCUAUUUAUGACCAAACUCAUGUGAUUAAGUAUCAGCUUCCAGGAGAGGACUUUGAUGCUUUAGUGUCUGUGUCGUCUGACGAAGAUCUGCAGAAUAUGAUGGAGGAAUGUAAUGAACUUGAAAAUAAAGAAGCCUCGCAAAAGCUUAGGAUGUUUUUGUUCUCACUGAGUGAUUUGGAGGAUACUCAGUUUGGUCUGGGCAACACGGGUGGUGAUUCUGAGAUUCAGUAUGUCGUAGCUGUCAAUGGAAUGGACUCGGGAACUAGGAGAAGCUCUACUCUGAAUGGGUGGGCAAGCUAUUCAGCAAACAAUCUAACAGAAUUAGAUGGAAAGACUAUUGAAAGGGAGACAAGCAGAGUUUCAAGAGACUCUGUUGUGGUUAGCUGUUCACCCUUUCCUGGCAUUAUGGUGUCAUCAUCAGCUUUUCAGUCUUCUCAAUCGGUUCUACCAAGUUUCUCUGAUGCUUAUGAAAGCCAUCCACAGUUUUAUCAUGGCCAGACAAUGCAGUAUCCAUUGCAGUAUGGUCAUAAUUCUUCUAAUUAUUCCUAUAUUGCAGAAUUUUCUAAUUCAGUUCCUCCUAAUGGGUUUAUGAAUCAGCAUGAACACUUGACUGAAGUUCAAUCAGGCAAUGGUCUACAACAGAAUCCACGGAUGCUGGUGACAGAGUUGAAGCCAAAACCUGAAGGUUCAUGUAACCAGGAUAAUGACCUUGAAAGACCUCAUCCCUUGGAAAAAGAUCACCCUGUUUCUUCUCAGCCACAUGAUGGAAAGGUGAUAAAGCAUUUUCCUCUUGAAGAAGUGCCAGUAUCAGUUGCUUCACCAGAUGUGCCUUUCUUGACUUCUAAAAAUGAAGCAAAGUAUCAGGAAAAUGAACAAGUUGUGUCAUCUGUAGAUGUUGUGAAUCCAGUGAUGGUUCCUAAACCGGGUAACGAUGACUAUCAUUCUAUGUCUAGUGGCACAUUUGGUCAAGGUUUUGGAGAUUCUGAUUCUAAUCCAACUGAUUUGAGCUACGUUGAGGCCCCGGUGCCUCCUCGCAAUGUUUAUUAUUCAGAGAGAAUUCCUCGGGAGCAGGCAGAAUUGCUGAACCGAUUGUCAAAGUCCGAUGAUUCAUUACGUUCUCAGUUGCUCUUGUCUCACCCACAGUCUGAUGUAGCACCGCGAGAUGCAGCCGCAGAAACUGUUGACAAUGUACGUGAUAGUAAUAUGGUUCCCCAUAGUGAAGUCUCAGUGGCAAAAGCCUCAAAUAUAGCUCAUCAAACCAUUGAUGAUGGGCUUGCCCAACUGCAGAAGUACAAAGAAUUUGCUGAUGCUAUUUCGCAGAUGAACUCAAAGCUUUCUGAAGAAGCGUUGGAUACAGGUUUGAAGAAGGCAGAUUCAAACCUUGUGGACAAUAUGCAAACUGCAAACAAGGAUAGGGUUCAGGUUGAUCAUAUGAGAGAUAACCUUCCAGAUGAUCAAAAGACACUCUCAUUUGUUGAGAAAACAGAAACUGGAUCAGGACUUCCUGCAGUAGGCGAACCAGCUUUUGCUAUGCACCAUGAGGCUCCUCAACACAAUCUUCCAAAACCAACUCAUGGCAAUAUGACUAGCCCUCCAGGACAUUUUCAGGCUGGUUUGAGGACAGAGAGUUCAACUAACGAUGAUUGUACAGAACACCAUGAUUUUGGUAUUUCCAGGACACAGCAGGGAGACAUUCUUAUUGAUAUUAAUGAUCGAUUUCCUCGUGAUUUCCUUUCUGAUAUAUUUUCGAAAGCAAUGCUUUCUGAGGAGUCCUCUGGUGUUAGCCUGCUGCAGACAGAUGGAGCUGGCCUGAGCUUGAACAUGGAAAACCACGAGCCAAAGCACUGGUCAUAUUUUCAAAAGUUGUCACAAGAUUAUGGUGAAAAAGAUGGUUCCCUCAUCAACCAAGAUAUUAGAUUGGAUCAGUUAACCCCAGCAGAGGUAGUUCCAUUAACCCAAGCUGAUUCCAAUCAAAAUUUUGAUGAAGACAACCAGAAGGACAACCAACCCGUAGAGAAAAUUACUGAAAGUAUGCAGUUUGAUGCCAUGAUGGAGAACCUAAGAACGCCAGAGUCAGAAUAUGAGAAGGGGAAGUCAGAAAAGAGGAAUAUUGGUCUACCUCCUUUGGAUCCUUCUCUGGGAGACUUUGAUAUCAAUACCUUGCAGCUCAUAGUGAAUGAAGAUCUUGAAGAGUUGAGGGAGCUGGGUUCUGGUACAUUUGGGACUGUAUAUCAUGGAAAAUGGAGGGGAUCUGAUGUUGCCAUCAAGAGAAUAAAAAAGAGCUGCUUUACAGGUCGACCAUCUGAGCAAGAAAGAUUGGUUCUAGACAUUUAG